This is a messenger RNA of Clonostachys solani, 2244 nucleotides long. The record is from the annotation of a GenBank genome assembly. NCBI's taxonomy places the organism in Eukaryota, Fungi, Ascomycota, Sordariomycetes, Hypocreales, Bionectriaceae.
AUGUGGUCUAAAGUCGCUCUUACGGCAUUUGCCUUGGUUGGCUCGCUCGAUCUGACAGCAGCCAAAUGUAACAAAGCGACUACCGGUUUGCCAUCGUCGGUAACCACACCAGGAGGAUAUACUGGCACAUCAACCGGAGGUCCCUCAACCAUAACCAGCGGUACGCUCCAACCGCGAGGUGUGCGAAAUCUGAUCCGAAACGGCAAUUUUGUUGCCUACGACCCCAGUACCCCUGGAGGCUUGUACGGAUACGAAGUCGAUGGAGACGGAGAAGCUCGCCAGGUUUCUGGCUUGGGAUACACUGGCGAUGGAAGUGAGGAAAGUGCCUGCGCUUACUUGACCGUCGGCCAACCCAAGGACAGCACGACAAACGGGAUUGACGCGCGCGAUGUCAUCCCAGAUCAAAGCGUCAGCAUUAAACAGGAGCUCCAGAGCACCGAUCGGGAGAGCGUCUACACUAUGCGCGUUUGGUACUAUGUCGACAUGAAUGAGAAGGCCAACACCUGCAAGCUGAUUGCCACCUAUGACAAUGGGGUCUUGGUAGAGUCCGACUAUUUCCCCGUUGUUGCCGCCAACUCUGGAAGCUUCAGCUGGACUGCGUUGGUCCAGGAGAGUCCUCUGAUCUCCGAGAGUGGCUACCUCAAAUUUGAGGUCAGAUGUUCCGAUGGUGGCUCGGCUGCAGUUCGCUUCGACCAAGUGUUCUUCACCAACGAAGUCAGUCUUAGCGAUUUAGAUGACAUCACGGUCAUCUACUCUGCUUUCGCCGAUGCGUCGACAGCUCCGCCUAGCCUGAGCUCUACUGCGCCUAUCGUCGCCUCUACUACAAGCAGUGUGACUUUGUCUUCGGCGGCACAGAGCCCAGCCGCAUCCAGCCCCGGUACAAGCGCAACUGUCAGCGACAACGGGACAACCAGUGGUUCAUUGACAGGAGUUGCGUCUACAACGACUGGAGCCGGUUCGAAUGGCGCUACCACGACUUCAUCCAGCGCUGCUGCAUCCUCCACCAGCUUUGGCGACAAUAUUUGCGCUACUUUGGGCAGCGCCUCCAUCACCGGCAGAGGCUGUGCCAGACGGCCAUACUCUGGAUCGUCUGGCUACAAGCAGUACACCAGCGAUGGCACAAAAGAGCAGUGUGCCGCCCUUUGCCUCAAGGAUCCUCGCUGCCUAUCCUUCCAGUGGAACACUAAGAGCAUCGGCUGUGUCAAUGGCUGCUACCUCCUUGAGACUUCACUUGCCGACAACUCGGCUAACAACGGCGGAAGUGACUCCAACUGGGCGUACGAUCGAUCUUGCAUUGCUCAGACGCAGUGCCCGACCACAGUGCCAGACAACACCGUCUGUGUCAACGUCGAGGGAAGCACCCCGGGCGCGGGCUGCACGAGCAACCUCAACGGACAGCCGAGAGCUUGCGCAUCACCCUUUAUCACGACCAGCGUGAGCCCCAUCUGCGGUUCCAGCGCCUGCCGCGACGUUUGCCACCAGUAUCCUUCUUGCAAGUCGUUCUCAUACUCAGUCACCGGCGGUCAAAACUGCAAACUAUACUCGGACACCGCUUCAACUGUUGCGACGUCAGACGGUGCCAACUAUCUCACAUUCUUUACCGAUCGUAGCUGCAACGCCUGCGGAAGUGGGAUGGCUCAGUUUAAGAAUGUGGCCACGCUCGCAGACCCUGCCAACAUGCCCGUUCUGACUUGCCCGGCUCCAUCUUCUACCGCUGCUGUCACUUCUUCCUCGCUGUCGACCUCUUCUUCGUCCUCUUCUUCUGUCGUUUCGACAUCGGCUGCUUCUACUACGCUCUCUGCAUCAACCACGACAGCAGCACCGUCAGCAACCACAACCGCUGCGACUAUGGACGCCUGCCCUGGAGGACAGAGCUGCACAGCCAACCUUCUCGUCCCAGCCAAUGUGUACUGUAAGAGAGCUGGCCAAUUCAAUUUGGACAUUGGUGCCUGGCUUCCUGAUUCGGUCAAGUUCCCUGGCAAGGCAACAUCGCCUGAACAGUGUGCCUCCAUUUGUUCUCAGACCAAGAAUUGCAACUCAUCCUCCUUUUCGCCUUUUCAAGGCAUGUGCUUCCUCAUUUCCGAGACCCUUGCACAGGGACAAUUCCACGGCGCAACUGACAACAACGACUGCGACACCCUCUACGACACCCUCUGUGACACCCUCUGUGACUACGACUGCUCCUUCAAGUACAUUGCCAGACACAACUUCGACUCCCACGCUCCCUACACCCACAACCUUUGA